AUGUCUGCUCUCUCUGUCACAAACUACACUAGUUCCAGGUUUGCUCUGACUGGUUUCCCUGGUUUAGAAAUUUAUUACUUCUGGCUAUCUGUUCCAUUCUUUAUAAUCUAUGUGACAGUAUUCCUGGGAAAUUGUAUGGUACUUCAUGUGAUUCGGACUGAGCUGAGCCUGCACCAGCCCAUGUUCUAUUUCCUCGCCAUGUUAGCCCUCACAGACCUAUGCAUGGGGCUGUCCACUGUGCACACGGUACUCGGUAUCCUUUGGGGCUUCCUUCAAGAGAUCAGCCUUGAUGCCUGCAUUGCACAGUCUUACUUCAUUCACGGUUUGUCCUUCAUGGAGUCUUCUGUCCUCCUUGCCAUGUCCUUUGACCGCUACAUUGCCAUUUGCAACCCUCUACGCUAUUCCUCCAUCCUAACCAAUGACAGAAUCCUGAAAAUCGGAGUGGCCAUCUUAUGUAGGAGUUCUAUGCUCAUUCCUCCAGUUAUUAUCCGCCUGAAGUUCUUAAAUUACUGCCGGCCUCAUUUCCUCUCCCACUCUUUCUGCCUACACCAAGACUUAAUUAGAAUGGCCUGUGGAGAUAUCCGUUUCAAUAGCAUCUAUGGUCUAGCUCUGGUGAUCAGCAACCUGUUGCUAGAUUCAGUGCUAAUAUUAAUGUCAUAUAUUAUGAUCCUGUAUACAGUUCUGUCCAUUGCAUCCAGGGAGGAGAGAAUCAAGUCUUUGCAAACAUGUGUAUCUCACAUCUCUGCUGUUUUGGUUUUCUACAUCCCCAUCAUUGGUCUGACUAUGGUUCACCGCUUUGGGAAGCAUCUCUCACCAUUGGUUCAUGUCCUCAUGGGCAAUGUUUACAUCCUUUUUCCACCUUUGAUGAACCCCAUUAUAUACAGUAUCAAGACUCAACAGAUACGAGUGAGAAUUCAGAGACUGUUCUUGAAGGGAACCUAA
Mus pahari (shrew mouse) is the source of this 942-nucleotide messenger RNA. RefSeq names its product olfactory receptor 51V1-like. Lineage: Eukaryota; Metazoa; Chordata; Mammalia; Rodentia; Muridae. Gene Ontology annotation, molecular function: olfactory receptor activity; G protein-coupled receptor activity. Gene Ontology annotation, biological process: G protein-coupled receptor signaling pathway. The transcript has a single exon. The coding region runs from base 1 to 942 and encodes 313 amino acids. Gene Ontology annotation, cellular component: membrane. The record is from RefSeq and is a predicted model, not a curated record.